Molecule: messenger RNA, 450 nt
Organism: Erythranthe guttata (spotted monkey flower)
Lineage: Eukaryota; Viridiplantae; Streptophyta; Magnoliopsida; Lamiales; Phrymaceae
Source: RefSeq, a predicted model, not a curated record
AUGGAACUAAAUGCUUCUCUACUUGCCAUAAUCAUCUUGCUAUCUAUAUAUAUAGUUUUCAACAUUUCCAACAAAUUCUCAUUCAUCGAGAAUAAGAAGCAAAAGCUUCCUCCGGGCCCAAAUGGCCUCCCCAUCAUCGGAAGCCUCGUAACAAUUGGAGGCCGAACCCACGAAUCCAUAGCCAACCUAGCCGAAACCUACGGCCCACUCAUGACACUAAGGCUCGGAUUCGUCAACGUUGUCGUAGCUUCCUCUGCAGAAACGGUGAAAGAAAUUCUUCAGACGCACGAAAUGGAAUUCAUAGGUAGGCCCAUCCCAGAUGCGGCCACAGCAGAGAACGGGUACGAGCUCGCUCUGCCGUGGCUAUCUGUGGGCCCCCACUGGAAGAAACUCCGAAAAAUAUGCAACGCCCAUCUUUUCACGCCUAUGAAGCUAGAUUUGAUCCAAUAA